This is a messenger RNA of Ilex paraguariensis (yerba mate), 330 nucleotides long. The record is from the annotation of a GenBank genome assembly. NCBI's taxonomy places the organism in Eukaryota, Viridiplantae, Streptophyta, Magnoliopsida, Aquifoliales, Aquifoliaceae.
AUGAGCGGCAUUCAAAACUGGGGAAGUGCAAGUAUGGCAGCCGUUAUUUUCUAUACUUAUGAUGCUUAUGAUGUUGUCCUUUCCCAGGCUACCAAUUUGAAACCGCUAAUCAUAAGAAUUAUGAAGAAAUCCUGUGUUCUGAUAUUAUUAACCUUCUGGGUAACAUAUGGCUAUUCAACUAGAGCAUGCCUGUGUUUUGAUAUUAUUAUUCUUAAUCAUCAGCAUUUGUCAUUGGCACCUAAAUUCUCGGCCAAGGGAGUUAAAAUUAUUGAGUCUAUGCAUGGUUGUUUUAUCCCUUACUUUCUCUCUCCCAUCUCCCAAGCUGAAUAA